Messenger RNA from Ananas comosus (pineapple), 1036 nucleotides. Its product is annotated as nascent polypeptide-associated complex subunit alpha-like protein 4. Gene Ontology annotation, cellular component: nascent polypeptide-associated complex; cytoplasm. The record is from RefSeq and is a predicted model, not a curated record. The coding region runs from base 112 to 759 and encodes 215 amino acids. NCBI's taxonomy places the organism in Eukaryota, Viridiplantae, Streptophyta, Magnoliopsida, Poales, Bromeliaceae. The transcript has 4 exons. Gene Ontology annotation, biological process: protein targeting to membrane.
CAAGCGCCGGGAGAAGAAGGGAGAGGAAGAGAGAAACCCCUAAUCCUUGUUGGAGCCGCCACCGUGAAGCUGCAGUAGCAGUGGCGGUAACUGUAAUUGUGCAGGAGAAAGAUGCCUGCUCCGAUACUCGAAAAAGAAGAACAAGAACAAGAACAAGAGCAAGCGCUUCUCUCCUCCCUCAAGGACGAGCAACAGCAGAAACCAGAGGAUGACUCUCCUAUCGUGGAAGAUGUGAAGGACGAGAACGAUGAUGACGACGACGACGACGACGAUGAGGACGAGGGUGAGCAAGGAGCAGGUGCAAAUGAGAGCUCUAAGCAAAGCAGGAGUGAGAAGAAGAGCCGCAAGGCAAUGAUUAAGCUUGGAAUGAAACCUAUCUCUGGUGUUAGCAGAGUCACCAUAAAAAGGGCAAAAAAUAUCGUGUUUGCCAUCUCAAAGCCUGAUGUUUUCAAGAGCCCGAACUCUGAAACUUAUGUGAUAUUUGGUGAGGCGAAGAUGGAGGACUUCAGCUCCCAGCUACAGGCCCAAGCUGCUCAGCAGUUCAGGAUGCCAGACCUUAGCACUGUGAUGGCCAAGCCCGAUACGUCUGCUACAGCCGCAGCGGAUGAAGAAGAGGAGGAUAUCGAUGAAACUGGGGUGGAGGCUCGGGACAUUGAUCUUGUUAUGACCCAGGCAGGUGUGUCUAGAGUGAAGGCCGUCAAGGCUCUUAAAGCUCACGAUGGGGAUAUCGUCAGCGCGAUCAUGGAGCUCACUGCUUGAACUGUUACUGGAAAGAGUACAUUUAAUGUUUCUUCUUUGUCAAACUCUGAAUAAGAAGAUCUAUAAUUUAGUUUUGUAGGUGUUUAUUCGAUGCUUUUGCCUUUUUGUCUAGUAAUUGGUACGACCCUUUUAUUGUUCAGGAAAAGGUACUUUUGUUUUUUUUUUUUACCCUUGUGCUGUUUCUAUUUCAUUGCCGUGAAUUUCUCUUCGUGUUGGUAUGAGUCCUCUUAUAUUGUAAUGGGAAACCAAGAAGGCAUCAGGGAAGGAUUUUGCAGAA